Molecule: messenger RNA, 1788 nt
Organism: Clarias gariepinus (North African catfish)
Lineage: Eukaryota; Metazoa; Chordata; Actinopteri; Siluriformes; Clariidae
Gene: tmem242
Product: transmembrane protein 242
Exons: 4
Coding region: 1-435 (144 amino acids)
Source: RefSeq, a predicted model, not a curated record
AUGGCGGCCGACCAGCUGAAUGUCAACACACCUCCUCCUGGGACUGACAGUGUGCACGAGGAGAAAUUACAGAUAUUAAAAGGCGGUGCGUUUCUGACAACAGUGGCCACUGCAGGGAUGAUCGCUGGAUUCGGCUCGACCCUCGCUUUGGCUAAAAAAAAGAGCCCUGAGUGGUUCAGUAAGGGCGUGGUCGGGACGGCGGCGGUGCCCGAGAGCGGAGCGUCGUUAGCUCUGCGUGCGCUCGGAUGGGGUUCCCUGUAUGCCUGGUGUGGAGUCGGUCUCCUCACCUUCACGGUGUGGAAAGCUCUUGGUGUUCACAGCUUGUUAGAAUUCCGACAGAAGAUGCAGUCCAUCUUUCCUGCCAUCCCGAAAAACGAGGACACUCAGCCGGACACGCCGCCUCUCGACUGGGACUCGAUAUUUAAGUCCAAAUGAUCGCAGAUGUUCCGGGACGCGUCCCCUCACCCGAUGAACAAACUGUUGUAAAGUGCCCGCUGACUUUUUAAGGAGCGUAAUGUCGAAGAACCGUUCUGGGGAAACGACCGACUCCGUGUCUGUAGCGAACCGACGAUUCUACACGUCUGACAAAUGAAGCUGCUGGUUAAAAGGACAUUUUGGGGCUUUAUUUGUCAAACAUGACCAUUUAAAUUGGCUUUGGAGCAUUUUUAAUUAAAAACAAAAUAAUGUGUGCUGUACAGGGAUUUAUAAUUUAAUCUCCAGAGUAAUUCUGGGAUUGAAGCGGCAAAAUACUCCAUGCAACCAAAAGUUUGUGGACACCUGAUUUUCACACAGGUCCUGUUUUUUUUUUUUUUUUCUUUCUUCCGCUCCAUCCUUAGCAAACAGUGUCUUCACGUACUGUAGCUUUACACACAAGUCUACUGUCAUGCUGGAACAGAUUUGGUUCUCUUAACUCCAGACGAGGAGAAUUGCAACACUCACUGUAACAGUUAAAGGAAGAAACAUACAAAAAUAGGUUUGAUGAACAGGUGUCCACAUACUUUUGGCCACAUAGUUUUUGUUGGUAAAUGAAGCUCCAGGGUGAGCCAAAAAGCAAUUAUAUAUGUAAGGUAUAUCUUUAUGAGCUUGAACACAGAUAGUGCUGAUGGUUAGGUAACUGCUCUUACUCAUCAGUCAUGUUGGUCAUCACUUAAGCAGACGUUUGUAAACUAUUAAAAAAAAAAAAAAAAAGGUGUAUGAAAUCAACCUGAGUGUUUAAAUGUUAAAUAUAAAUCAAUGGAUAUGAGAGAAGUUUGGAGGAGGAGUGAGCUACAGUGUUUCGAUAAGUGGCUUUUCAUUUUCUGUGUAACGCACACAAACAGGAAUCUUUGGAAAUUGGUCUGAUUCCUAAGAAAAUAAAGAGUGAUUCCUCUUUAUCGGAAAGAGGCUGAUUAGGAUUAGGCUGCUUUCCUCCACGUGCUUAUGUUCUACAAUAAAUGCCACAGUUUUUGGUAUAUACAGAAGACAAAAAGGACAAAUUAAGCUGUAAUAAUGGAAAUCAGAAAUCCCAGUCAGAUUUGAUGGACAGACUGAUCUCAGGUCUGUUUUAAUAGACUUUUCUAAAGCGUCAGAGACUCCAUAUUCAAUCAGAAUGGCACAUGUGGCAAGAAAAAAAAAAAUUAUAUAUGGUCAACCGUCGCUAUACUGUAUAUACACACACUGUACUGUAUAUCUUCCAAAUUUUAGAAUAAUCACAGCUUUGCUUUCGUUUGUUAAAACGCUCAGAUUUGAAGAAAAAGCGGCUUUGUAACUCUCGUAACACUAUUGAUAGAAAAGGCUAUUUGACCGCUU